GCCCCCGGAACGUUGCUGUGGUAGCGGCGCGCGCCAUGUUGGGACAGACGGGAAGCGGCUAGGCGGCGGGGUUCCGGCCGCUCUUUGUUGUUGUCACAGCCGGCUCCGCCUCUACGGUGUGUGCCGGCUUCCUCAUGCCCAGGGGGUCGCGGCUGGCGGGAGGACUGGGGUCACCAUGCCUUUUCCAAUUGUAAACCAGGGAACUCCACAACAACAGAGCAUCAAGAAUUUUGGCAUCACCUCCCCUAUCAGCUUAGCAGUACCCAAAGAGACCGACUCCUGUCUCACUCAGAAACUCAUAGAGACUUUAAAACCGUAUGGCGUCUUUGAGGAAGAGGAGGAAUUACAGCGCAGGAUCUUAAUUCUGGGGAAGUUGAACAAUUUGGUGAAAGAAUGGAUUCGUGAUAUCAGUGAACAGAAGCACCUGCCUCAGUCUGUAAUUGAGAAUGUUGGAGGCAAAAUAUUUACUUUUGGAUCAUACCGAUUGGGGGUCCAUACUAAAGGUGCUGAUAUUGAUGCCUUGUGUGUAGCGCCAAGGCAUGUUGAAAGGACUGACUUCUUUACGUCAUUUUAUGAGAAACUGAAGCUUCAAGAUGAAGUGAAGGACCUACGUGCUGUAGAAGAAGCAUAUGUGCCCGUGAUUAAACUUUGCUUUGAUGGGAUAGAGAUUGAUAUUUUAUUUGCAAGACUUGCACUUCAGACAAUUCCUGAGGAUUUGGACCUGCGAGAUGAUAGCCUGCUUAAGAACUUGGAUAUCAGAUGUAUACGGAGUCUUAAUGGUUGUCGCGUAACUGAUGAAAUCCUCCAUUUAGUUCCGAACAUUGAUAACUUCAGGCUAACUUUAAGAGCAAUCAAACUUUGGGCCAAACGCCAUAACAUAUAUUCAAACAUCCUUGGCUUUCUGGGUGGCGUUUCCUGGGCCAUGCUGGUGGCAAGAACAUGCCAACUGUAUCCAAAUGCCAUAGCAUCCACCCUUGUCCAUAAAUUUUUCCUGGUCUUUUCUAAGUGGGAAUGGCCUAACCCAGUGCUGUUGAAGCAACCAGAAGAGUGCAAUCUUAAUUUGCCUGUGUGGGACCCAAGGGUGAAUCCCAGUGAUCGGUACCACCUAAUGCCUAUUAUCACCCCAGCCUACCCUCAGCAGAAUUCCACCUACAAUGUUUCUAUUUCUACAAGAAUGGUUAUGGUGGAAGAGUUUAAACGAGGGCUGGCUAUAACUGAUGAGAUCUUGUUGGGGAAAGCAGAAUGGGCAAAACUUUUCGAGGCUCCCAACUUCUUUCAGAAGUACAAGCAUUAUAUAAUCCUGCUUGCAAGUGCGCCGACCGAAAAGCAGCACCUAGAGUGGGUUGGUUUAGUGGAGUCGAAGAUCCGUAUUCUUGUCGGAAGUUUGGAAAAGAAUGAAUUCAUCACACUAGCUCAUGUCAACCCUCAAUCAUUCCCAGCCCCUGUUGAAAAUUCGGAAAAGGAAGAAUUCCGAACUAUGUGGGUAAUUGGACUUGUAUUUAAAAAGAUGGAAAACUCAGAAAAUCUCAGCGUUGACCUCACUUUUGACAUUCAGUCCUUCACAGAUACAGUUUAUAGACAAGCUAUAAACAGCAAGAUGUUUGAAGUAGACAUGAAGAUUGCAGCCAUGCAUGUGAAAAGGAAGCAGCUUCAUCAGCUCCUACCCACACACGUGCUCCCUAAGAAGAAAAAGCAUUCUACGGAAGGUGUGAAGCUGGUGGGUCUGCAUGACAGCAGCCUGGACUUAUCCGUGGACAGUGACAACAGUAUGUCUGUGCCUUCUCCCACCAACACCUCCAAGACCAAUCCAUUGAAUGCCUCAGGAUUGUCUCAGGGUAGAAGCAGUCCAGCAACACCAACUAACUCUUCCUUGACCAAUGUACCAAAUGCGGAGAGCAACGUGCAGUCCUUGAAUAAUUCCUUAGACUCAUCACUGAGUAGUCUGUACGAAAGCAUUCCCGCUGACACUGCCAUGUCGCCAGCUAUCUCUUCGACACCAAAACCUGUGGUGUCUCGGGUGGUGACCCCUACCCGACUGGUGAAUCAAGUUCCAAAGCCUUUCCCUAGCACUGCAGUGAAACUGCCAAGUCCAAUAGCAGGUGUAAAGAGGACAUCCUCUCCUCAGAAGGAGGAAAGUCCCAAGAAAGUCAAAACCGAAGAGGAUGACAGCAAUGGCUGCACUGCUGUAGACUCAGAUGAGUCAAGCCGAUGUGAAAUGGAAUUAUUAAAGGAGAAUGAAAUGGAUGAAACGUCUUCAUCUCCUGUACCGGGAGCUUUGCCACCUUCUCAGCGAUCGUCCAGUACAGACCUUUCAGAUGUCCCGAAUCUCCCGGCUAAUCCAAUUCCAGUUAUCAAGAAUUCUAUAAAGCUAAGACUGAACCGAUAAAACUCCUCCCAAUCUCAACACCUCAGGGUCCAUAACCAAUCUAUUGCCAGAUAAACUGUGUUGGUCUCUCCAGGAAAGGAGUGACAAUGAGGAGAACAAGAGUGAUGGGAACACUGCGUAGACUCCUAUUAUUGGGCUGUAACCAACUUUCCCGGAGGCCCAGGUUAGUAUGGUGGGAAUAAGUUCAAUUAACCAGUUGCCAUCACUCCUAAAAGAUAAAGAUGAUCGUUACUAAAGGACUCCAGUCCAGAAGAGAGCGAGCCAGUGAGAGUGAUCAUGUUUCUAUGUGUAUCCAAUGAUUAGUCUAUGUAAUUCUUUUGCAAAGAUUGACAAUACAAUUGGCCUAAGAAAAAAAAAAUUAUCAGCUGAUGCACUUUUAUGUUUCCUGUUCCUUUUUAACAGUAGUGAGGAUCUUUUACACGGGUUUCUUUUAAAUCGUCCUUUGCUUUCUGUCACGUGCUUAGAGUUGCGCAUGUUGGGUCCCAACACUGGAUGUCUGUCAUUUUUUUUGAUGACUUUACUGAAAAUGAAAGUGAACAUUUUGCUGUUUUUUUCGUCUUAACCAUUAGAUUGUAAUGUGAGGGUUGAAGCUACAAUUUAGGCCAAUUGAAGGGAUAUGUUUUUUUUGUUUUGUUUUUUUAUCAUUCAUGACAAUGUAAAGUACAGCUAUUAGUUAUUAAACCCAAAUAGGCAAAGUCCAGUCUACGCUUAUCACAGUUCUAAAGCUUUGCGAGAAGUUCGGAAAAGUCCUUGCUAUCGUUUUCCUGUGACCUGUGAUGGCCAGUACAAACUUUAUACAGUUUUCAAUCAGGUUGAAAUUUUAUUAUUUAGACUAUAUAGAUUUGCCACAAUGAGUGUGCUAGCCAAGCUAGAGAACAAGUGGUGGAAAUUUGCAAGUUAUCCAUCUUGCAGUUUGUUUUUUCUCGUAACCUUCUGCCAUCUGGUUGAAAUUUAAGUCCUCAGUUAUGUAGGAUAUAGGAAGUCUAUCCAUAAGGGGUGUUCGUCCUAGCUAGUUAAAAUGAAAAUAAUGCAGUUUUUUGUUGUUGCGAUCAAGCUUGUUCCUCAAGACUGCCCCAUCUGGUGGCAGUGUGGUACUGGUCCACUGUUUUCUUUCACCUCACGCAUGUACAUUUUCUGUGUUUUUUGGGUUUUUAAAAUCUACUAGAGCAACCCCAAACGCCAAAGUCUAACUCGGGCUUAUGUCGUUUCCCUUUAAGCCUCUGCAAUAAUCACUGACCACAGGCCACACCCCUUUGUUUCAUUAAAGUUCUUACCUUGUUAUCCUCACACAGCUUUUGAACACCCUUGCAAUGCACCCAUGCAAGGCUUAGGCGUUCAAUGCCCUUACAAAGCACCCAUGCAAGGCUUAGGCGUUCAAUGUAGUUGCGUCGGCACCGGAUCAGAAUGGUCAUUUGUUUACAGAAAAUAAAGGAUAUUUUGGUUCUCCAAUUUUUACAGUCCACUACUUUAUAGCAAGAACACACUUUUUUGUUUUUCUUCUUUUAGAAUCAACUUUUUUUUUUUGUUUUUUUUUCUUUUGCCCACUCUUUAUGUUCUAACUUAACUUUUUAACUUGUUUCCACAACCUGAGGAUCAGACUGUUGCUUCCGCAUGAUGUAUGUAUUGUCCUAUGACUGGAGUUUUGGUUUGUUUUAUAGUACCCGUAUUCCUUGUAUUUUUCAAAAGCUAUUUUGUAAACAGAUUAUGUAUUUCUCCAUUGAAAAUGAAAAAAAAAAUAAAAACCGCACAACCCCACUGA
This is a messenger RNA of Rana temporaria (common frog), 4145 nucleotides long. It is a transcript of the gene PAPOLA, whose product is annotated as poly(A) polymerase alpha. Gene Ontology annotation, molecular function: RNA binding; poly(A) RNA polymerase activity. Lineage: Eukaryota; Metazoa; Chordata; Amphibia; Anura; Ranidae. Gene Ontology annotation, cellular component: nucleus. The coding region runs from base 176 to 2386 and encodes 736 amino acids. The transcript has 22 exons. The record is from RefSeq and is a predicted model, not a curated record.